CCAAGACCGGCCCACUUCAAGAGAAGUCCUGAUCCAAGGUUCACUCUCACAUCAGCUGCUGGCGGCUCAGUUUGUCAAUUGCAGGACAUGAGGGUGUGAUACUGGAGUACAGGCGGACGGUCGUUUUCCAUAAAACCUUAAAAGUUCCCUCUUGUGGCCUUGGAGGACAUAGCAAAACUGUGAUUUGAGCAUCAAGGUGGAAUUGUUUCUUGCAAAUGAGCCAGCAACACUUUAAGGAUAUAUUACUACUAUGUUAAGUCUUCUUGAGAUUGAUUUUAUCUGCAUUUGUGAAAUAUGGCAACAAACGGGACUACACGUUUAAUAGAAGUCCUUGAGAAAAUUUGACUUAUUUAAGGACAGAAAAAAACUUCAAAAAAAUGGAAGGUUCAUAUGCUUCCAGUGCUGCUGUUGCUCCAACACAGCCUCUGAUGACCACCACUCCAGGCUACCUGCUCAGAAUGUUCUGGGAAUAUCAGAGCAAUGCAGUCAUCAUGGCCCAUUACAACUUCACCGGGAAGCUGAAAGAGAACAAGUACCGGGACGGACUGAAGCCAGAGGCCAUUACGUUUCUCAUCAUUUGUCUUCUCAUUGUGGUGGAAAAUGCCAUAGUUCUGGUGGCAAUUUGGAAAAACAAAAAAUUCCACCUGCCCAUGUACUACUUGCUGGGCAACUUGACUCUUUCAGACUUGUUAGCAGGCUUCACCUACAUGGUAAACAUAGUGACUUCGGGGGCAAACACUCUCAAAAUGACUCCAGUACUGUGGUUUCUCAGGGAAGGUGGUGUGUUUAUCACACUUUCUGCAUCCAUCAUCAGCCUUCUCGCCAUAGCCAUCGAGCGCCAUGUCACGAUGGUGCGAAUGAAGCCGUACCAAGGGGCCAAGCGUGGGCGAAUGUUUGGUUUGAUCGGCGCAAGUUGGCUUCUGUCGAUUCUCCUGGGCGUGCUCCCCAUAAUGGGUUGGAACUGCAUGGGAAACCUGGAGAAGUGUUCUACUGUCCUGCCUCUUUACGCCAAGAGCUUCAUCCUCUUCUGCAUUACUGUGUUCACCCUGGUCCUUCUGGCCAUCGUGGUGCUCUACGUACGUAUCUUCCACAUAGUGAAGUCCAAUACGCAACGGUUAGGCUGUGGUCCGCAACGCAAAGGUCUGGCGAGGAAGUCCCAGAAGUAUCUGGCUCUGCUGAAGACGGUCACCAUAGUUUUAGGAGUCUUUAUUGCUUGCUGGCUGCCUCUCUUUGUGCUGCUUCUUCUUGACUUCUGCUGUCCAGCUCAAAGCUGUGAGGUGCUGUUCAAGGCGGAUUACUUCCUGGGCAUCGCCAUGGUCAAUUCUCUUCUAAACCCCAUCAUUUAUACCCUAACUAGUAAAGACAUGAGGAGAGCCAUACUGAGACUGGUCUGCAGCUAUUGUCUGCUGACAUCAGAUGGGCAGGUGAGGACGUUUGGAAUGCCUUUCCUGGACUGUAGCACAAGUAAGAUCGAGGUGCCCUCAAACAGGCUGGAGGGCUUGGAGACAACUGUCUCCUCUGGGAAAUUUUCACCAUCCACUAUUAAAGCAAUCUACCCAAAGAUGAUCAAGAGUUGAACAAGAUAAUAUUAUAAUCAAGGUUCAACUUCUUCUGAAUUAGUUUGUCCUCUGAAUAUUUAUUAAACGCAAAGGGGACAUGUUUGUUGGGCUUAAAAGUUAAAAUAGAAGAAAUUCUUCAAGCCACAGAGAUUGAAACAAAAGCUCAGAGCUGAUUACAAUUCUGUAUUUUUCGACUUCAGAGUAGAAGACUUGGUUUACUGAACUUGCAGUAAAGCAACCAUGAGCCAGAUGAUGUGGCAGAUCAAACAAGUGGGAUUUUUCUUACUGUGAUACAAAUGUCAAAGUUUAAAAUGGACUGUCUAAAGGUCAGACUAGCAAGGGCUACAUUCUCUUUUCAAAAAUAGCAUUAAAUAAACUUCAAUCAAAGAAGUGAUUGUUCCAAUGGUUGUUCAGACAUGUUUUAAAAAUGCUUUAAAAAGGAUUCUUAUGAUGUUUGCUGUUAUACGAGACUGAUGUACACAUCCAGAAAUAAGCAGAGUAAUAAUCACCACCACAUACCGUCCGAAACAUACAACUUAAAGAGACUUUGUGGUGAAAAGACGCACUGAAAAUUUUGGGGUGAUGCUUCUAAACAUGUCUGGACGUUUUAAGACUUCAUUUUAAGAUUCACCCAAAUAAAAACUACAAGGGAAGUAACUGUAUGUUUAUAAAACAUGCUCAAGUUUUAAGCUCCCAAACUGAAAAUGUUAAUUCAAAUGGUAUAAUAAAAUACUUGUCUUUAUUUACCUACAGUAAAGAGUUUCAACUGACAUUGUGGCACAAGCUAUAUAAAUAUUGUAUAUUUUAUAUAUAUUGUAAAAAAGUUUUGUAUGUGAAUGUAUGAAAUUACUUACUAUGUUUGUUGCAGUUUGCAGUGGAAAAAGUCUACAAGCAGUAUUUAUUUCUGUUAAAACUGUUUGUACUGAAACUAAAUGCAUUAUUAUUUGUUUAGAUGCAUUUUGUUUGUCCUAAAUUAUAAGCCUUAAAAGCUUUUAAAUGUGCAUUAAUUAAACAGGUGUUUCUUGAAUGUUUUGCCU
This is a messenger RNA of Xyrauchen texanus (razorback sucker), 2596 nucleotides long. RefSeq names its product sphingosine 1-phosphate receptor 1-like. Gene Ontology annotation, molecular function: sphingosine-1-phosphate receptor activity. Gene Ontology annotation, biological process: G protein-coupled receptor signaling pathway. Bases 378 to 1577 code for a protein of 399 amino acids. Gene Ontology annotation, cellular component: membrane. The transcript has 2 exons. NCBI's taxonomy places the organism in Eukaryota, Metazoa, Chordata, Actinopteri, Cypriniformes, Catostomidae. The record is from RefSeq and is a predicted model, not a curated record.